GAGCGGAAGUGACGCUGUUAUUUCUAAAGGCGGGAGCGGAAAACGGCGCUGCUUGUGAGGUAUUUUGGGCGCACUGUGACUCUGUGAACAGCGCGUCGUCAGUGGAUGAGAAGUGAAAUUUCUCAAUGAUAGUGUCUGGCCAUUGAAGAAAAGAGAUUCACCACUUUCACUUAAGCCUCUUAGCGCAAAUCAACAAUGUCUUCGACAUCACAAAAACACAAGGACUUUGUGGCAGAGCCCAUGGGGGAGAAGCCUGUGAUGGCCCUUGCAGGAAUUGGAGAAGUUCUUGGAAAGAGAUUGGAAGACAAAGGUUUUGACAAGGCAUAUGUUGUACUUGGACAGUUUCUGGUACUGAGGAAAGACGAGGAGUUGUUUCGGGAAUGGUUGAAGGAUACGUGUAGUGCCAAUAUCAAACAGCAAGGCGACUGUUUCAGCUGCCUGCGAGAGUGGUGUGACUCCUUCCUGUAGUCUGCUGUUUUUGUUUUGUUAAUGUAUUUUCAUUUUGUCUGUUUUUCCCCUAGUAUGUUGAAUGCAUUUACCUCAACUCACUUCACGAAUUUGACUGUUUGGACUUUAUUUUGAGACACCAAUAGUAACAUUUAGCCCAGAACUGUACAUUGCUUUAUCACUAGAUGUUCUUUAUAUAGAGACACUUGUAUGAUCACUGCUUUGCACACUGGAUGUUUAGCUACAGGGGUUUUGAAAUACGAUUUUUAUCCGUUCCAUAUGAGCAUCGACAAAACUCAAUCUGUCACAUGCAUUUCAGUUUAAUGUCUGUACAUAUCUGCCUACAUCAGUAGGGUAAGCACAAUACUUCACUGGCAUUUCACACAGACGGAUUACGUCAAUCUUUCCCCCUGUUUACUGCUAUAAUGUUUGAAGGUUUUAACUGAAAUUGACCAAAUUGUGUCACAAUGCUAUUACGUUUUUAAAGGUUUCUGUCACAACUCAAAUAUGUAUUACCUUAAGGAUCUCAUGCAUAUUGGUAUCUUAUUGCCAUGUAACUGUAUGCCCCAACCUCAAUUGUCUAUCGGUAAAUUAAAAUGCCUUAAUAAAACUUUGGAUCUGUUUUAACUGUGA
Molecule: messenger RNA, 1080 nt
Organism: Triplophysa dalaica
Lineage: Eukaryota; Metazoa; Chordata; Actinopteri; Cypriniformes; Nemacheilidae
Gene: banf1
Product: BAF nuclear assembly factor 1
Exons: 3
Coding region: 196-468 (90 amino acids)
Molecular function (GO): DNA binding
Source: RefSeq, a predicted model, not a curated record